Molecule: messenger RNA, 1371 nt
Organism: Staurois parvus
Lineage: Eukaryota; Metazoa; Chordata; Amphibia; Anura; Ranidae
Source: the annotation of a GenBank genome assembly
AUGUGUGUUCUCUUACAGCUUUCUAAGCAGUAUGGACCCAUCUUCACUCUCUGGUUUGGUUCUAAACCUGUGGUAGUGCUUUGUGGAUAUGCAGUUAUCAAGGAGGCCCUGAUCAAUUAUUCUUAUCAGUUCGGAGCUCGUGGAUCCUUACCGAUAUCACAAAGAUUGUCAGAAGAUUUUGGUAUCAUCACCACCAAUGGUGAACGCUGGCAGCAAGUUAGACGGUUUACUGUGACCACACUGAGGAAUUUCGGAAUGGGGAAGCGGUCAAUGGAGGAGCGAGUGCAGGAGGAAUCCCGUCACCUUAUAAAGGCUAUAGAGGAUACUGGAGGUAAAGUUUUCAAUCCUCACACAGCUCUUGGACGUGCAGUAAACAAUGUGAUAAACUUGGUGGUGUUUGGCCGGCGCUGGGUCUAUAAGGAUGAGACGUUCUUGAAAUUUCUCUCCAUCAUCAACAACAUGUUUACGUUUAUUCGAAGGCCUCUAGGAGUGGUAUAUGCUACAUUUGAGAGUCUAAUGAGGUAUCUUCCGGGACCCCAUCAGAAAGCGUUUGCAGACUGCGAGCAUGUGAAAGAUUUCAUUACUGAGGAAAUUAACUCCCACAGGAGAUCCCUGGACCCAGCGUCACCUCGAGACUUCAUAGACUGUUUCCUCAUUCAGGCCAACAAGGAAAAAGAUGUGAAGAACAGUGAAUUCUGCCAAGAAAAUCUGUUGAUUUCUGUAUUUGAACUUUUUUUUGCCGGAACCGAGACCACAUCCAGCACCCUACAGUUUAGUUUGCUGGUGAUGAUAAAAUACCAGAAGAUCCAAGAAAAGAUACAGGAGGAAAUAGAUUCAGUCAUUGGGUCAGGCAGACUGCCCAGCUUUGCUGACCGCUUGAAAAUGCCAUACACCAAUGCUGUCAUCCAUGAAAUAAUGAGAUACUUAGAGCUCGUCCCAAUGGCACUUCCACAUAAGGUCACCGAGGACACCAACUUCAGAGGCUUCACCCUCCCCAAGGGAACAACUAUAAUUCCUCUCCUAGCUUCUGCACUAUCAGACCCAGAAUGCUGGAAGUCACCUUAUGACUUUAGUCCAGAACAUUUCUUGGAUGAGAACGGGAAGUUUUGUCGAAAAGAAGCUCUGAUCCCUUUCUCUGCAGGAAAGAGGAUCUGCCCUGGGGAAGGUCUGGCUCGGAUGGAGAUCUUUCUCUUCCUUACUGCCCUGCUCCAGAAAUUCUCCUUCAACCCUACAAAUCCAACUGACACAUUCAAUCUGGAUGUGCUACGACAAACCAUCCGAAAAGGGGGGCUCUCCUACAAUUUAAGAGCCAGUCCUAAAAUGGAAAAAAUGAAUGGACACACAAGCGCAAAACUUGAGGACACACCCUAG